Molecule: messenger RNA, 1179 nt
Organism: Symbiodinium sp. CCMP2592
Lineage: Eukaryota; Dinophyceae; Suessiales; Symbiodiniaceae
Source: the annotation of a GenBank genome assembly
AUGGCGGAAUCUUGCAGCCCUCGCUGGGGGCAGGCGGAGCCCAGCCGAGCCUUGCAAGUUCUCCACGUGUGGUUGGCAUGUCUCAUCACCUUGCCGGUUGCAGGUGACAAGGCAGUUGCGGCAGCGGCAUCGGUUGACUCCAGGGCGGAGGCAUGGGGGCGCAUGAUCGCCGUCGGAGCGGCGGACGGCUUUGCCCCCGCUGCAGAGCUGCAGGCGAAGAACGCUGAGUGUCUGAUGACAGGUCAGGGCCAGGGUGGGGCCGCUGUUCUGUACAACGCAUCGGGUCACUUCGUCACAAUGCUGCAAGAUGCCUUCCAGCCACAGGUUGCUGGCCGUGCAGUGUCUCUUGGCUCCCGACAAGUGGCCAGUCUGGCGGGCAGCUUGCAGGCAUUGAUCGAGCUGGAGGGGCACAUUGCAUCAGCAUGCUUCUCGCGCGAACUUUUGUUGGACCUGCGGAAAGCGAGCGAUGCACUGUUGCUGUUGCGAGCACAAAAUGGCCGUUUGAUGCUGCAACGCACGGACGUUCACGAUGACUUGGUAACUGCCUCUAAGGAUUUCGCCCACGAGGAAUAUGCUUCGUUUGGUCGAGAUCUGGGGGGUCUUUGGCGACGGGCCUUUCGUGACGCUGUGUCAUCGACAAAGCAGAAGAAGGAAGAGGCUGUCCCGGCGAUGCCUGGACCAAAGCGUCCAACAUCUUCCGACCUGCUUGAGGUGACCUCAGCGUUGCUGCGCAGCUUCUUUGGCCACAGAUCGGAUGGCCGUGCAAUUUUUCUCUGGGAGCACCCCGUCCUCUUCGAUCAUUGCAUUGGCAAGAUGAGCCUGACGCUACCAGCACUAGAGGAGCUCUGGGACUCUAUUGGUGAGGUCUUGCUGCAGGUGGCUCCCAGCGAGAAGCUUUGGAGCUUUUCAACGCCUGAUGAGCAAGUAACUACCCGAGAAGUCCAACAACUGGCUCAGUUGGGACGAAUUUUGCAAGAAUUGCCUAUGAUCCUCCAAGACUGCGGGCUGCAAGGUAACGCCCAGAAAAUGUUCCUGCAGUCGGUCACUGUUUUCCGGUCACCGCCAGACAAGAUCCUGAAUGCCGCAGCUUCUUCCCUCUUCGUACUGGAGCAGCAUUGGACAGCAAGCGCGUGGCAGGCUGUUCACAGCUGGCACAGUUCAGACAGAGAGUGGCGGUAA